UUUCACACUGGUUUUAGAGAGAGAGAGAGAGAGAGAGAGAGAGAGAGAGAGAGAGUUGAACAAGAUAACCUAAGAAGAGAUCCAGAAGAGGUGGAAGGAGGCUUUGUCUGAAAAUUUUUGGUCGCAGGAGAAGAAAGUCACCUGCUUCCUUUAGAGAGAGAGAGAGUCUCUUGUCUUGUUCCUUCUCUCCCUUCAUUCAAUUCCAACUCUUCCAUUUUUUUCCACUCAUCUUUAUUAUCUGCAACAAAAUCCACCGACCCAUCUCUCUCUCUCUCUCUUUGGAACCGGGAACCGUGGGCAUGGUCUCCGUGGAGGAGGAACGGAAGGUCCUUUCGCCACGUAUCGGAGGCUCUCGUCAGCUCGGUUCUUGAAAGACUUCUGCUGAUAAAAGCUCUUCUUCUUGUCAUAGUUGGGGUUUGUUAGUUUCAUGGCCGCUGACAAAGAAAUCACCACCCAACUGCUCCACCACCAGCAGCAACAACAGCUCCAACAUCAGAUGUCUUUCGGGAUGAUGCAGUCCGCGCCAUCAACAUCUUCCUCUGUCCUCCAAAAUUUCAUAAGCAAAGAAAAUAAUGGAGCUUAUGACUUGGGAGAGCUGGAUCAAGCGCUCUUCCUAUAUCUCGAUGGUGGACAAGAGGCGCCAAACGUUCAUCAUCAUCAUCAUCAAGAUCAAAGGGAAAACACCGGGAUGAUGAGACCUCCAACGCUGAACAUAUUCCCUUCUCAACCUAUGCACGUAGAGCCAUCUAACAAGGUCAAUACCGGAAUAGUUUCUCCUUCUACAAGUGUUCCCAGAAGACAAAUGGAGCAUUCAAUGGAGUUAGGUGACCCAAAAAAUGAUGUCUCAACUGGUGCUGAGCCAGCUAAACCCAUCAAGCCUGAAGGCAAUCGAAAAGGCUCGACAUCGGAUUCUCCGGAGCUUGAAGGACCUAAAACUCCAGAUCCUAAGACAUUGAGAAGACUCGCUCAGAAUAGAGAGGCAGCAAGGAAGAGCAGGCUUAGAAAGAAGGCUUAUGUUCAGCAGCUGGAGACCAGCAGGAUGAGGCUAAAUGAGCUGGAGCAAGAGAUACAAAGAGCUAGAGCUCAAGGUAUGUUUCUUGGAGGAGCAGGUGUGGGAGGAGAUCAAGGUCUUCCCGUUGGAGGAAGCAACAUUAUCUCAGAGGCCGCGGCAGUGUUCGACAUUGAGUACGCAAGGUGGUUGGAGGAGCACCACCGCCGCACCGGCGAGCUCCAAGUGGCAGUCCACGAGCAUUUGCCGGAGAGCGACCUGAGGCUAUUUGUGGACAACUUUGUGGCUCACUUCGACGAGGCGAUGAACCUGAGGGCCAUGCUAGCCAAAUCCGACAUAUUCCAUCUGGUGUCCGGCAUGUGGAUGACUCCGGCCGAGCGAUGCUUCAUGUGGAUCGGUGGAUUCCGUCCCUCUGAGCUCAUCAAGAUGGUAUUUAGUCACAUCGAGCCACUGACGGAGCAGCAGAUCAUGGGGAUAUGUGGGUUACAGCAGUCAACGCAGGAGGCAGAGGAUGUCCUGACUCAAGGGCUGGAGGCACUCAAUCACUCCCUCUCAGACACCAUUGCUUCUGAUCCAUUGACCUCUCCUCCCAACAUGGCCAACUUCAUGGGCCACAUGGCUAUAGCCAUCGACAAGCUCUCGGCUCUCGAAAGUUUUGUUAGGCAGGCUGAUAACUUGAGAAACCAGACAAUUCACCGAUUGCAUCAACUCCUCACGAUACGCCAAGCAGCGAGGUGCUUCUUGGCCAUUGCUGAAUACUUUCAUCGCCUCCGGACACUCAGCUCCCUCUGGUUGUCACGUCCUCGUCAACAAGAUUAACUAUCACUCUCUUAACAUCUAUGCAUACUUUCUUUUCUUCUU
This is a messenger RNA of Syzygium oleosum, 1870 nucleotides long. RefSeq names its product bZIP transcription factor TGA10-like. The transcript is spliced from 12 exons. Lineage: Eukaryota; Viridiplantae; Streptophyta; Magnoliopsida; Myrtales; Myrtaceae. The coding region runs from base 428 to 1828 and encodes 466 amino acids. Gene Ontology annotation, biological process: regulation of DNA-templated transcription; DNA-templated transcription. The record is from RefSeq and is a predicted model, not a curated record. Gene Ontology annotation, molecular function: DNA-binding transcription factor activity; sequence-specific DNA binding.